Lactuca virosa is the source of this 1983-nucleotide messenger RNA. Lineage: Eukaryota; Viridiplantae; Streptophyta; Magnoliopsida; Asterales; Asteraceae. The record is from the annotation of a GenBank genome assembly.
AUGAUGAGGACUUCCCCCUUGCUUUUUCUACAGGACAAAGCUAAGCUCCUAAGAUACAUAAGUGGGACUACGAACCUUGAGUUGGGCAAAAUAUAUUCCGAUCGUUUACUGUCUACUCAGUGGUCUCGUGAUAAUAUACCCAAGCAUUUUAAUGCUCCGAUCAAUAUUUACUCAAAACGUAAAGCAUCGGGAUUUGCUCACAAUGUUUGUAAUAUAAUGCCGAAUCCUUUCCAAAACGCGUCUGGUCUUCAAGUUCUUGAAUUUUUUAAAUCAAUGGUUUCAGAGCACGAUGUGUAUUGCCCUAAUGAGUAUAUAUCCGCAUUGGUGCUUUCGUCUUGUGUAAACUCUGGGCACCUUUUAUAUGGCAGACAAUGUCAUGGGUAUAUGUUAAAAUCGGGAUUAGUGUUCAAUAAGUACAUGGAAAACGCUCUUGUGUGCUUGCAUUCCAUGUUGCCAGAUGUGAUAGGGGCUAUGCAGGUUAUAGCUUCUAAUGAUAGAUUGGAUAUCCGCUCUUAUAAUCAGAUGUUGGAUGAACUUGUCGAGAAAGGUUUCUUGGAUGACGCAUUGAGUUUCUUAACGAGAAUGUCUGUUGUAGAUAAGGUGUGGAACAAAGCUACUUAUAUUGGUCUUUUUGGUCUUUGUUGUAAACUUGAUGAUUUGGACUUGGGGCGUGAAGUACACAACAAGCUGCUAAAAAGUAAUGUCGAGUUUGAUGUGUCUGUAUGCAGUGAAAUGAUUAAGAUGUAUGGGAUAUGUGGAGAUAUUUUAACUGCUGCAAAAGUUUUUGACAUGUAUGAAGUUCGAAACGUGGUUAUAUGGACAGCAAUGCUGGCUGCUUUAUCGGAUUACGGGUCGGUUGAGGAGUCGUUAGAAUUGUUUUCGGAUAUGCAGCAUGAGAAUGUUGCUCCAAAUGAAUAUACGUUUUGUGUACUACUCGAUGCUUGUGCUAAAAUAUUAUCUUUGAGAUAUGGUAGUUCGCUGCAUGCACUUUCACAUAAGACUGGAUUCAAGGAUCAUAAGAAUGUCGAGAGUGGCUUGAUUGACAUGUACGCGAGGAGUGGUGACAUUAAAGCUGCUGAAAAGGUGUUUUUAGGUUCGACUUAUCGUGAUACUUUAACCUGGAAUAUCAUGAUCGGUGGAUAUGCGUAUCAUGGCCUUGGUAGCAAGUCGUUGGCCUUGUUUAAAAAAAUGUUGGAAAAAGGGGAAGAUCCUAAUUCUUUGACUUUUAUCUGUGUUCUCAAUGCCUGUGAACAUAUGGGGCUUGUGGAAGAAGGGUACUACUAUUUGUACGAGUUCAUGGAACAAAAGGGUGUCAAACCUGGUUUAGAGCACUAUAUGUGUAUCAUUAGUAUUCUAAUAAGGGCUGCACGACUAAGAGAAGCUUUAUGUUUUAUUGCAUCGACACCAUUGAAAUGGCAUGAAUAUUCUUGGGUUGCCUUGCUCAAUGGUUGUCAGGAACAUCAAAACUCCUCUCUGUUCAACCGAAUUGAACAGUUGAUCCCUCAUGAUCUGACGCCUAAGGUGAGUAAGUUGUGUAGAGUCAGAAAGUUCCAUCGUCUGUUGAAACUAACUGCUCCAACCGAAGGCGGUGUGUGCAUGUUGGAUAUCAACAAAAAAAGAUAUGAGUUUCUUACGGUAGACAAUGAGGACCUAGAGUUUGAUGCGCUUGAUGACGUAAUGAAGCCGAUGUUUGAAGCUAUUAAUGACGACUCAGCUAAUCUUGAUGACAUUAAUGUUUCGGAUGAAAUGAAAGAAGAUCGUUCUGAUUAUCACAGCGAGGAGGUUGCAGUAGCUUAUGCCCUGCGGUACACACCUUACAUAGCAACGAUCCGUCUCAUAAAAAGCUCAGGGAGGAUAUGUGAUCGUUGCCACUCUCGAAUGAAAUUAAUUUCAAAAGUCAGACGUAGGAAGAUAAUGGUGAGGGACCAGCUCCAAUUCCAUAACUUCCAAGAUGGACGUUGCUCCUGUGAAGAUUAUUGGUGA